ACAGAAGAUAAUAAAGGUUGAAGCUAUAGACAAAAUCUCCAGCUGAUUUUAUUAAUCCAACAAACUAUAUGUUAUUAACAACACUGAAUCUGAUUAUCUCUUAACUAUUACACAUUUCCUUUUCUCUUCCCUUGUGUCUUUCAUUUGUUCACCACCUUUGACAAAAAUGGUUUCUUCCUCCAUUCCAGAUCACACACUAUUUCUUGCAUUCAUGUUCUUUUCUGCCACACUUAUGCUACUUCAAUUGCCACAAACCAAUGGAACAAAUUUCUCAUACCCUUUAAAUUCCACUCCUUCCUAUGACACAUAUGUUGCAUACUCUGCUCAGUCUCCAAAUUUUUUAACCCUCACAAGCAUAUCUGAUAUUUUUGACACCAGUCCUCUAUCCAUUGCAAGAACAAGCAACAUAAAAGAUGAAAAUAUGAACCUCAUUCCAGGCCAGCUUUUGCUGAUACCUAUAACUUGUGGUUGCAGUGGAAAUGGAAACUACUCUUUUGCCAAUAUUUCACACUUGAUCAAACAAGGUGAAAGUUUCUAUUACCUUUCAACCAUUUCAUAUCAGAAUCUCACUAAUUGGAUGACAGUGGAAGAUUCAAACCCAAACUUGAAUCCAUAUAUGUUGACAGUAGGCACCAAAGUAAUCAUUCCUAUAUUCUGUAGCUGCCCUUCAAAAGGGAUAGACUUAGAGUACUUGAUUACUUAUAUAUGGAAGCCUAAUGACAAUCUUACCCUUGUAGCUUCCAUGUUUGGUGCAUCACCACAUGACAUAAUCACUGCAAAUGCAAACAAAUUUGGUCAAAACUUCACUGCUGCAGCCAACCUUCCAGUUUUUAUCCCAGUGAAAAACUUACCAGCUCUUUCUCAAUUAUAUUCUUCACCGGAAAGAAAAAGAACUAAUCAUUUUCAGAUUAUCAUUUCCAUUGGCAUUAGUCUAGGAUGCACUCUUCUGAUAUCACUGUCAUUAUUACUUGUUUAUGUAUAUUGUUUGAGGAAAAGAGAGGCUUGUGAGAAUAAGUGUGUGCCCUCUAAGUUAAUUUCUGAAGUUUCAAACUAUGUAAGUAAGCCAGAAGUGUAUGAAGUUAGUAUGAUUAUGCAAGCUACAAUGAACCUCCAUGAACGGUGUAGGAUAGGGAAAUCGAUGUACAAGGCUAAAAUCGAUGGUCAUGUUUUAGCUGUGAAAAAUGUAAAGGAAGAUAUCACAGUCACAGAAGAGUUGAUGAUUCUACAGAAAGUAAAUCAUGCAAAUCUUGUGAAACUAAUUGGUGUCUCUUCUGGAUAUGAUGGUGUAAAUCACUUUCUUGUGUAUGAAUAUGCUGAAAAUGGAUCUCUUUAUAACUGGUUGUUCUCUGAGUUUUUCACUCUUAGUUGGAGUCAAAGGUUAAGCAUAGCAAUUGAUGUUGCAAUUGGUCUGCAAUACAUGCAUGAACACACACAACCAAGUAUAGUCCAUAGGAAAAUCAAAUCAAGUAACAUUCUUCUUGACUCAAACUUUAAGGCCAAGAUAUCAAAUUUUUCUGUUGCAAGAACUACAAAGAAUCCUAUGAUAACAAAAGUUGAUGUUUUUGCUUAUGGGGUGAUUCUGUUGGAGUUAAUAACAGGAAAGAAGUUUUUGUCGUGUAUCGAAAAUGCUGAGGUGAAUAUUUUGUGGAAAGAUAUUAAGGGAGUUUUUGAUAUAGAAGAAAAGAGAGAGGAAAGAGUUAGAAAAUGGAUUGAUCCUAAGUUGGGGAGGAUUUAUAAUGUUGUUGAAGCUAUGAGUUUGUUCUCUUUGGCUAUGAAUUGCAUAAAAGAACAAGUUUUGUUAAGACCAACUAUGGGAGAAGUUGUUCUUAGCCUUUCUCUUCUCACUCAACACUCUCCUACUUUGUUAGAGAGAUCUACUUAUGGAUUAGAUGUUGAGGUUAUUACUGGAGUGGUUAAUUCCAUCAUAGCUCGUUGAGUGAGGGAAUGCAAAUUUUGUAUAUUGUUUAUGCCUUAAAUUAGUAUAAAAAUUGUGCAAGAUUAUAAGAAUGUGUAGAAAUAAUUGGUAGGAACAUAUG
Trifolium pratense (red clover) is the source of this 2036-nucleotide messenger RNA. RefSeq names its product serine/threonine receptor-like kinase NFP. Bases 167 to 1936 code for a protein of 589 amino acids. NCBI's taxonomy places the organism in Eukaryota, Viridiplantae, Streptophyta, Magnoliopsida, Fabales, Fabaceae. Gene Ontology annotation, biological process: protein phosphorylation. The record is from RefSeq and is a predicted model, not a curated record. Gene Ontology annotation, molecular function: ATP binding; protein kinase activity. The transcript has a single exon.